Oryza sativa Japonica Group (Japanese rice) is the source of this 816-nucleotide messenger RNA. RefSeq names its product berberine bridge enzyme-like 23. Lineage: Eukaryota; Viridiplantae; Streptophyta; Magnoliopsida; Poales; Poaceae. The record is from RefSeq and is a predicted model, not a curated record. Gene Ontology annotation, molecular function: flavin adenine dinucleotide binding.
AUGGCGCGCGGGCAGCGCGACGCCCCGAGUGGGACGGUCGGUGUCGACGGGUUCCUCAGCGGCAGCGGCUUCGGCCUGAUGCUACGGAUGCACGGCCUCGCCUCCGACCUCGUCGUCGAUGCCACCAUGGUGAACGCCGAGGGGGAGGCUCCUCGACAGGGCCGCCAUGGGGGAGGACCUCUUCUGGGCCAUCCGAGGUGGCAGCGGCGGGAACUUCUCCGCGUCGUAGUGCAGAACCAGAACGCGCAGUUCGAGUCCCUGUACCUCGGUAGUCGGUACACGCCUUGGCCUCGUCGCCGCCAUGGCCGACACCUUCCCGAGCUCGGCGUGACGGCGAGCGACUGCAUCGAGAUGAUGUGGAUCCAGUCCAUGCUCUACUUCGCGUUCUACGGCACGGGGAAGCCAUUGGAGAUGCUCCUGGACAGGGGCACCAGCAAGCAGGGCAAGUACUUGAAGGCCAAGUCCGACUCCGACGGUGCCGGGCUGCUCAUCCUCGACCCCUACGGCGGCGAGAUGGUCCGCGUCGCGCCAGCGGUGACACCGUUCCCGCACCGGCAGGCGCUCUACAACAUCCAGUACUAUGGGUUCUGGUCGAAUAGCGGGGCGGCGGCGGCGGAGAAGCACAUGGGCUGGAUGAGAGGGCUCUACGGUGAGAUGGAGCCGUACGUGUCCAAGAACCCCAGGGGCGGCGCAGCAGCCAUAGCUGCCGUCACAGGAUCUCUCGCCGUCUGCCGCUCCUGGCGCGGGGGAAUAUGGCUCCAGGGGCAAUCUUGUCAUUUUGAAAUCACCUCUUUUGACCCGGAAAUAAUAAAAUAA